Molecule: messenger RNA, 2003 nt
Organism: Mizuhopecten yessoensis (Yesso scallop)
Lineage: Eukaryota; Metazoa; Mollusca; Bivalvia; Pectinida; Pectinidae
Exons: 4
Coding region: 246-569 (107 amino acids)
Source: RefSeq, a predicted model, not a curated record
CCGUUUUCGUGUGAACGGUCAAACCGGUUGUUCGUUUAUUAAAUAAGGUCGGACCUAGUAAUCAGAUGCUGCUUUCAGGCGAGCCUUGCAAGGCCUGCCUAUACAUUUGGAUGUCCGCUAGGAUUUAAUUACAUUUAUAAACGGUCAAACCGGUUAUUCCGCAUAAACGAACAGGCCCCUAGGUCUUGCUAGAAAAGAAAACCAGUUCUAACAAUUUUGACUCUUGUCCAGGCGAUCGUAAGAAGAUGACAGCAGCCGGCCCGAUGACAUCUAGGCCUAAUUCAGACGAUUUUGUGGAUGAAAUCAAGAAAAGACAAGUUGGGAAAAGAUUUACCCUCAAAGAAUUCAGAACUUAUUGCAGCAAGUCUCUUUUAAAAAGUGUGACAUAUGCCUCCUUUCCUGCAGCACUUUGCUACAUCUUCACAAGUAAGAGCAACUUAUCAAAAAGAGUAUUCAUUGGAUUGACGAGUGUUGCUAUCUUGAGUUACUUAGGGCAGUAUGCUAACAACCAAAGUAAAAUAGAAACAGGAGGUUCCAUAAUAGACCUGAUUACCAAGGACGAUGACUAACUAGGAAUAUGGCUGACUGCAGCAUGUAAACAGAUGGAUGUCUAUUAUGUUUGUGUGAUCUGUGUAGAUGAGUCUCUUAAUCUUAUGUGUGUACAUGUCAUUUAGUUUUGUGUAAGUGUAAACAAUGUGAAGAUGAGUCUUAAUCUUAUAUGUGUACAUGUCAUUUAGUUUUGUGUAAGUGUAAACAAUGUAUAGAUGAGUCUCUUAAUCGUAUGUGUGUACAUGUCAGUUAGUUUUGUGUAAGUGUAAACAAUGUGUAGAUGAGUCUCUAAAUCAUCCCAUGUGUGUUAGUAAUAUGUGUAUGGGUGUGUACAUUUCAAUUAUGUGUAUGGAUGAAAGUUGAUCAUUUGUAUGAAGUGUGUCGAUUAUGUGUAUGGAUGCGAGUCAAUUAUGGGUAUGGAUGAGUAUAUGACAUAAAUGUAAUAGAAUCAGAAGAUGAUUGUUUCAAUGGGCUUUCCCAAUCUGUAUUUAGUAUUACCCAGAUUGUGUAUUUUGUUAUGAUGCCUGAUGUUACAGACACACUAUCAUAGCCCAUUAAUUGAUCAUUUCUGAUGACGGUGUAGUCAGGUUUUCGUGUCUGUUAAUAUUUUCAGAGGCAAAUAAAGAAAAAGCAAAUAAGUUCUAAUGGUGUAAAUGUACAGAGUAGAUCUGAAAUAAUUCUGUCACGAUCAGACACACACAAACAUCAUUGUUUAUGUUUUUGGAUAAUCAGAGCAUGUUUUCUCAUGAUAAAACUUCAGUGUCUGAAUUUUCACGGCCAUUUCUAAUAAUAAAACUCAGGUUUUCGAACAAUUCAAGCUCCAGUUUCUUGUUUAAUUUUAAUCUGAGCAAAGUUUUUUUCGGAUAAUCACAUUGGGGCCACGGUGGCCAAGUGAUUCAGGCAUCUGACAUUCUACUACCACUAGCCCUCCACCACUGGGUCGGGGGUUCGAGACCUACAUGGGACAGUCACUAGGUACGUAGGUCGGGGGUUUUUCUCCGGGAACUCCGACUUCCUUCCACCACGUCCUUAAAUGACCAUAGCUGUUGAUAUGACGUAAAACACAAACAAACCCAAAGACAAUCAUAUGUAGUGUUGUCAAUCCUUCAUUUGUCCUAUGUAUAGCCCCUUCUUCCAAUGCUUAGAAACAAUUUCCUAUCAAAUACAGUUUCUUGCUCUGUUAAUGCAGACAUUUAGUAUUAACUCAUUCGCACCUAAGGUCAAUGAACCUUACCAAAUCAAUGACUUGGCAAGUCCAGUUUAGACAUGUAGGGGUGAAUGAGUUAAAAGACUAAAGAUCCCUCUCUACUUAGCAAUUCUCUGUUAUAGUUGCUGUCAUAUUGAACUUGUGAACUUCAAGAACACUGACAAAUAUAUAAUGUGAUUGUGGUUCUAAUAUGAUGCGAUACAUUUUUAUAUAUAUUUUGAAUAAAAUAAAAGAUAUAAUGUCAUUA